CGCACACAAUGGAGGCCUUUGAAACGUAUCAAACGCCUCUUUCCAGCCGCUAUGCAAGUAAAGAGAUGUCGUAUCUCUUCUCUCCUGCAAAAAGGUUUUAUACAUGGAGGAAGUUAUGGCUCAACCUCGCUAGAGCCGAGAAACAGCUUGGUCUGCCUAUAUCGGAUGAAGCUCUCAAGCAGAUGGAGGAUAACCUCCACCUUACCCCGGAACAAUUCGAGAUCGCAGCCGUGGAAGAGAAGAAACGCCGCCACGACGUUAUGGCGCACGUACACACCUUUGGUACGGUCGCCCCCGCUGCGGCUGGGAUCAUCCAUCUUGGAGCAACCUCUUGCUAUGUCACCGACAACGCGGACCUCAUCUUCCUCCGAGAAGGCCUAACCUUCCUCAUCCGUUCCCUGAGCGCACUGAUCUCGCGCCUUUCGGCAUUUGCGGCGCAGUACCGCGACCUCCCGACGCUGGGGUUCACACACUUCCAACCGGCGCAGCUGACGACUGUGGGGAAACGCGCUACGCUUUGGAUCCAGGAAUUGCUCUGGGAUCUGAGGAACCUCAAGCGCGUGCGGGACGAUCUUGGGUUCCGUGGCGUCAAGGGUACCACUGGGACGCAAGCUAGUUUUUUGGCGCUUUUCGAUGGAGACCAUGAUAAGGUCGAGGAGCUGGAUAGCCUAGUAACCAAACUCUCUGGUUUCGAGUACGCCUACCCCGUCACCUCGCAGACGUACUCCCGCAAAAUCGACGCAGACGUGUUGGCGCCCCUUGCUUCUCUCGGUGCGACGGCGCACAAGAUCGCUACUGAUAUCAGGCUCCUGGCGAAUCUGAAGGAAAUCGAGGAACCAUUCGAGAGCACCCAGAUCGGCUCGUCGGCGAUGGCGUACAAGCGUAACCCGAUGCGCUCAGAGCGUGUCUGCAGUCUCUCUAGGCACCUAAUGGUACUACAUCAAAAUGCGCUUAUGACUUCUAGCGUGCAGUGGUUUGAACGAACUUUGGAUGAUAGCGCGAACCGCCGCAUUACCCUCCCAGAGGCGUUUUUAACGGCGGACAUUGUCCUGUCGACACUGCAAAAUAUCUCAGAGGGUCUAGUGGUGUAUCCUAAAGUUAUCGCGCGCCGGAUCGCGCAAGAAUUGCCUUUUAUGGCGACUGAGAAUGUUAUUAUGGCUAUCGUGAAAAAAGGAGGGGACAGGCAGGAGGCGCAUGAAAAGAUUCGGGUCCUGUCACACGAAGCCGCACACCAAGUCAAGCAACUAGGGCUCGAGAACGAUCUCAUCGACCGGAUUCGAAAGGACGCGUAUUUUGAUCCUAUCAUGGCAGAGUUGGAUAGUUUGUUGGAUCCUGCGAGCUUUAUUGGAAGGGCACCGGAGCAGGUGGAUGCGUUUUUGAAGGGGUGGGUUGUCCCUGCGCUGGCGGAUAAGGAGUCGGCGGACGCGAUUAGGGGGGGAGGAAAGGUUGAGUUGGCUGUUUGAUUUCGUCGUAAGAAUUGAAGGUGUGUAAGUACAUUGGAAGGAAUAAAGAAAAUGUGUAAGUAGG
Laccaria bicolor S238N-H82 is the source of this 1527-nucleotide messenger RNA. RefSeq lists its product as uncharacterized. Gene Ontology annotation, molecular function: (S)-2-(5-amino-1-(5-phospho-D-ribosyl)imidazole-4-carboxamido) succinate lyase (fumarate-forming) activity; N6-(1,2-dicarboxyethyl)AMP AMP-lyase (fumarate-forming) activity. Gene Ontology annotation, cellular component: cytosol. Bases 9 to 1463 code for a protein of 484 amino acids. Lineage: Eukaryota; Fungi; Basidiomycota; Agaricomycetes; Agaricales; Hydnangiaceae. The record is from RefSeq and is a predicted model, not a curated record. Gene Ontology annotation, biological process: 'de novo' AMP biosynthetic process. The transcript has 11 exons.